Molecule: messenger RNA, 477 nt
Organism: Ostertagia ostertagi
Lineage: Eukaryota; Metazoa; Nematoda; Chromadorea; Rhabditida; Trichostrongylidae
Source: the annotation of a GenBank genome assembly
AUGAAGAGUGGGAACGACAUCAUUGUUUUGGCCAAACAUAUGUGCAUGAUCAUGACGGACAUGACUGAUUUCACGAGAGGCCAUGGUCCGUUGAAAACAACAAUGGAUGUCAUUCGUGCAGCUCAGGAAAUAUCUGUGGACGGGUCAAAAUUGAACGCAUUGGCUAAACAAAUUGGCGAUGAAAGCGUCGAUUCGAAUACGAAAGCAGAUUUGUUUGCUUACUUAUCACGAAUCACUUUAUAUUGUCAACAGCUCAACAUAUGCAGUAAGGUGAAAGCGGAUGUGCAACAGAUCGGAAAUGAUGGGUUGUUUCUGUUCCGACGCCAUAACUCAGCCGCACCACAGGUGCAGUGGCGCAUGGCACCACCGAUGAAGCAGCCAUUAGUGCCUAUGCAGAAGAAGCACGGUGUGAUUCGGCGUGCAAGUGAGCGGCGACCAAUGGCGCCAGCUCGAGCUCUUGCCGAAUUUGUGCAGUAG